Messenger RNA from Gopherus evgoodei (Goodes thornscrub tortoise), 1225 nucleotides. It is a transcript of the gene PIGF, whose product is annotated as phosphatidylinositol glycan anchor biosynthesis class F. NCBI's taxonomy places the organism in Eukaryota, Metazoa, Chordata, Testudines, Testudinidae. The coding region runs from base 137 to 796 and encodes 219 amino acids. Gene Ontology annotation, cellular component: endoplasmic reticulum membrane. The transcript has 7 exons. Gene Ontology annotation, biological process: GPI anchor biosynthetic process. The record is from RefSeq and is a predicted model, not a curated record.
GAGCGCCGCGCGGCUACGCACGCAGAGACUAGAACGAAGGAGCAGGUGAGCCCCGUGACCUCUGACCUCGCGUUCGGCGUAGCCGCGCCCACUGCCUCAUGGGUGAGACUCAGGUGGAUAUUCAAGAUAGAACACCAUGAAAGAUACAGAAAUAAAGAGACUGCUGUCUGCCAACGUUGUCUCUGUUUUGUCCAUUAUCCUAACAACUACUGUUCCACCUCUCUUCUUGGAGAACUUCUCAGUUUUGGGAACACACCUUAUCUGGUUGUGCAUCUGUUCUAUUUGUGUAACUACUGUAAAUAUAAUCUUGUAUAUAAUACUUAAACCGAAUCCAUCUUCUAAGAGAAUUUCAUUUGCUCACAAGGUAACCAGAUUUCUAAAAUGCUGUGUGUUCUUCUUCAUAUCAUGUAUACUGUUUCAUGGAAUUAUCGUUCUUUAUGGAGCACCACUAAUAGAGUCAGUGCUUGAGACAUUUCUGUUUGCAGUACUCCUAUCUACAUUUACUACUUUACACUGCUUGUGUAUGCUGGGACCAAACAUCCAAGCAUGGAUAAGGGUAUUCAGUAAAAAUGGAGCUAUGUCCAUCUGGGAUAACAGUCUGCAGAUUACUACGAUGUGUAGCAUAGUGGGAGCAUGGUUUGGAGCAUUUCCUAUUCCUCUGGAUUGGGAUCGGCCUUGGCAGAUCUGGCCCAUUUCCUGUUCCCUCGGAGCUACCUUUGGCUACGUGGCUGGCCUCAUUAUUGCACCUCUGUGGAUAUACUGGAAUCGGAAGCAGCUUACAUACAAAAGCAGAUAACGGGGGCAGAGAGAGAAGGUUCUGCUUCUGAAGAAAGCAUGUUACAGGCAGCUUGGUUUGGGUUGACUAUACAGUCCUAAACGCUUCAGCUAAAGAACAGGAAGAAAAAAAAAUUGUUGCCAACUUGUAGAUUCGUUUCUGAAAAUGGGCUAUAAAUAAAAAUCUAGCAUCUUCCUGACAUUUAAAAAAAAAAAGUGUGUUUUGUAAUGAUUAACGGCCUAUAGGUACAACCCUCAUUUUAAUUAAUUAUCUGACUCAAUCAUUAUUGACUUCUGUACUGAAAAUAUUUACACUGUUAUUACAAGGGAGACAUCUAAGUGAGUCUGCUUCUUAGCAGCAGUUUUAUAAAAAGCUGGUUAUCUAGACUGGUAAAGUAAGUAUGAAAAUCACACAUAAGGAGAAAAAAUGCAAUCACAAAUAAGUUGGGUA